UUCGGUAGAAGCCUUUAUGAGAGGCUAAGUUUAAUAGGAUACUCAAAGCACCUAUUAGAUACACAAUAUAGGAUGCAUCCAUUGGUGAGUUACUUCCCAAAUUCAAAAUUUUAUGGAAAUAAGAUUAUGGAUGCUUCCAUUGUAAUGAAUAAAGAGUAUGAAAAAGAAUACCUUCCAAGUCCUCUAUUUGGUCCAUAUUCUUUUAUCAAUGUUUGUGGUGGAGAAGAAGAAAGCAAUGGUGAUGGACAAAGCAAGAAGAAUAUGGUUGAGGUAACUGUUGUUACCCAAAUUAUCCAAAUGCUUUACAAAGCAUGGUGCAAAAACAAGAAAGAUAUUAGCAUUGGGAUAAUAUCUCCUUACAAUGCACAAGUUUCAUCAAUUCAAGAAAAACUUGGAAGAAAAUAUGAGAAGAAGAAUAACGAAGGAUUUGGAGUAAAAGUAAAGUCAAUUGAUGGUUUUCAAGGUGGUGAAGAGGAUGUAAUCAUAAUAUCUACAGUUAGAUCCAACAAUGGACACAACAUUGGAUUCCUCUCAAAUAAACAAAGAACCAAUGUUGCUCUCACAAGAGCAAGGUUCUGCCUUUGGAUCGUGGGAGAUGCAAAAACUUUAGGAAAGAGCAAUUCAGAGUGGAGAGAUGUUAUUGAUGAUGCCAAGACUCGCCGAUGUUUCUUUAAUGUUGAGGAGAACAAAGAGUUGGCAAAUGAAAUGAGAAUGAUGAAAACUUGGCAAAUGUCUGAUAUCAAACAGGAGAUCCUCAAACUUGAUAAUAUUUACAACAGUAAUCACGUCUAUGGAAGAGUUUGAUUUCUAUUUACACUUAUGAAGAUUAUGGUUAAUGGGUGUUAAGUUUUUAGCUUGUUAAUGGUAUAUAUACAGUGCCAUGCAUUUAGUUUGUUGAUAGUAUUUGUUUCAGUCUCAUGGUCUGUUUCUGUUUUUAGUUUGUUGGUGAUCUUUAUUGUUCGGGUUAUGUUUUUUAUAUUUGCUUUGA
Cucumis sativus (cucumber) is the source of this 988-nucleotide messenger RNA. Its product is annotated as helicase SEN1-like. Bases 73 to 804 code for a protein of 243 amino acids. The record is from RefSeq and is a predicted model, not a curated record. The transcript has 3 exons. NCBI's taxonomy places the organism in Eukaryota, Viridiplantae, Streptophyta, Magnoliopsida, Cucurbitales, Cucurbitaceae.